AUACCUCCCGGAUUUCAAAAAUCACGAGGGUGGCCAUGAGGGAUUCGGUCGCCGCCGGGACACACGCUGGUCGCGUGCGGGCGCGCUGACGUGCGAGCUGCUGUGUGAUUCGAUUAUCGAUCACGGGAUCCGUCACGGAACGAGGGGAGGAGGGUGCGCGCACCGCGCUCGAGGAUGCUCGCGGAAAAGGCGACGUGGAAUCCGGCCGCGGGGCAAUCCGGAACCGCGGGAAACGGUGCCGAUUCGAUAGAUUGAUGGACCUGCCGACGGAAAGGCCGAUCGCGUCGCAACCAUGCAUCUGCACUUUGAGAAGAAUAACAACGCCAAGUGCGAUUGCAAUAUCCUGUCGCUCAGCUGGAUGGGCAAAGUGCCGGACGAGUCGCCGGAGGAUGAAGGAUGGAAGCUCGAUCGUACAAAUUACUACCAAGAAGGAUGGCUGGCCACCGGCAACGCUCGCGGCUUGGUAGGGGUGACUUUUACUACAUCGCAUUGUCGCACCAGAACCGCAGAACUUCCACUCAGGGCAAAUUACAAUCUCCGAGGACACCGUAGCGAAGUGAUACUCGUCAAAUGGAACGAACCCUACCAAAAACUAGCUUCGUGCGACAGUUCGGGUGUAAUCUUCGUUUGGAUCAAAUACGACGGACGAUGGAGUAUAGAAUUAAUCAACGACAGAAGCACACCUGUUACGCAUUUUUCUUGGUCCCACGACGGUCGCAUGGCUCUUAUAUGUUACAGGGAUGGUUUCGUACUGGUUGGGAGUGUCGCCGGUCAAAGAUAUUGGUCGUCGAUGCUCAACGACAAAGCGACGAUAACAUGCGGCAUUUGGACUCCGGACGAUCAGCAGGUCUAUUUCGGGACCACCGCGGGCCAGUUAAUCGUUAUGGACGUUCACGGGGCUAUGGUGUCGGAGGUACAAUUGGCGGCCGGUGUCACGUCGAUGGCGUGGAGCGCCGAGAAGUUCACUAUGGAGGAGGACGAGACGUGUGACCGAUCUCAGAAAGAUGACCGGAAUUACGUCCUAGCCGUUUGCCUCGCUGACGGCAACAUCGUCAUGUUACGAUCGUUCGACGACGUAUCGCCCAUCACGAUACGCAGCAAUCUGAAGCCGCCUUUGCACGCCGAGUGGAGCAACUCUAGAAAACUGCUCGCUAUCGCAGGCACAAAAGAGUCCGAACAUCUUCAUCCGGGAAGUCCACAGGAGUAUACGAAUCUGCUCAAGUUCUACUCGGUCAAUGGCACUCUCGUAUACACGACUGAGAUUCCGUACACGCAAUGCCCUGUGUCGGCAUUGACAUGGGGACACAACGACAGGCGACUCUUCGUAGCGACCGGGGCGCGCGUCCACGCCGCUUGGGUCUCCAGGAGAGUGGGCUCGCUACAACUGUUGUCGAGGCUAGCGGUGAGAGCGGCUCUCACGAGGGAAUCCAAUGUUCAACAGCUUCCAUUACCGCCACGAUUGAGAGCUUCGGUGGCCGCCCUGUUCGCUAACACGAUACGAUGUUUAGUGCCGGAACCGAGGGAACUGCGACGCUUCGUGUCGAGACCACCGCCCGGAGGUAGCCGGUUGCAUUGCACCAUGCUCAGACACGCCAUCGAGCCCGUGCCAUAUUACACACUCUAUCUGGAAUACUUAGGCGGUCUCGUGCCACUCCUCAAAGGUAGACGGACUAGCAAGAUCCGACCCGAGUUUGUGAUAUUUGACCCGCAGAACCAGGAGACUCUGCAAGUGUUCGACGACAUGUCGCAGUGUCCGUCGUAUAGCGACGGUUCGGAUACCGAGAAGGACACCGCGGAUUUAUGCGGAUCGCCUCGAUAUCGGAAGAAGAACAGAAAGAAGCGGGACGAGAGACCGAGCGACGAAGCCACGGAACGAGAAGAGAAGCUGAAUGAUCUCGCAUAUGUAGAUACUUUGCCGGAGCACGCGAGACUAGUUGAAGUAACGUCAAAUAUCUGGGGCACGAAAUUCAAGUUUCACGGCUUGGCGGACUCCAUUCCCGCGAACCUAGGUCAAGUGACUUAUCGCACGUCGUUGCUGCAUUUGCAACCCAGACAAAUGACGCUCGUGAUGACGGAGCUCCGAGACGAUCUACCUGCAGGUCCAGAUCCGACGUUCAAUCCGAAUCUAUUCUCCGAGGACGAAGAGGAGUCGUAUCAGGAAUCGAGCUCGCGAGCCACCCCGGAAGCGCAACCACCGCCAAUCGCGCCGAUGACACCUCGCAACGCUCGUCUGAAUCAUCCGAAUCGACCCAAGUCGCAAAUGUCGAAUCAGUUCCUGGCGACGGAGACGUUGCCGACGUCGCUGGGGAAGAUCGAGAGCUAUGAGAGCGAGUACGUGCCGUACGUAGAUUUGCAGGACGUGGGUAAUCUGUACGAGAAUAUUAGAAACGCCCCCACCAACACGUAUCGUACGCCACCAAGACACAAUCCGCCGCGAUGCUGCGACGUGCCGACUCUACAAUCACCAAAAAACGCAGUCGCGCCCACGCAGACGUUGAUAGCGACGUCGAACGCGGGCGCCGAUUACGCCAACAGCAUUCAGAGGAUGAAGAAUGUUCUCGCGGACGUUCAGCAGACCGGCGUGGCGACGAAGAAGGAGCUCGAGAACAACAAGCUCAAUCAGAUCGCGUCGGACGAUAAGCCAUGCCUGAUGUCGAACGCUUGUCCAGCGAACAUCAUUUCCAUGCAAAAUGGCCAGGUCGCGGAAGCGUCGAGCAGUCGAUACUCAAUCUCUCAGAGUCCGGUUACGAACGGUCUCGAGAAUGUCGAUUGCACCCCGGCCGUAUACCUGAACGGUCUAAAUAAUAUGGCGUGCGCGAGCAACGUCUUGCCGCAUGCCGUCCAUCAAUCAGCGAUGUCGCAGAGCGCUCACAGUUUUGUACAUAGUAAGAAUAAUCAAAAUACCGGGGCGAGUUUCAAUGCGACGUCGUCGAAUAACAACGGCUCUUCUCAGAUCGGACAAGCCGCGGGUUUACUCGUCAGUAAAAACGGCGUACACGGGAUAGUAUCACCCGCGUGUUCCUAUCAGUUCCCGGAGAACAUCGAACAGUGCUUCGGAUCGUCGUGCUCCCAAUGUUUCGCGAAGCAAAAGGAUCCCAAGUGUCACGUAUGUUACGGCAAGACGAAUGCCGGAACGCCGGGUGUCGUUAAACUCGACGAGGAUCUGAUGCGAUUCAGCGACGAGGAUAUCAGUUGCGGCGAUACGGGAAUAUCGCGGGGCGUUCACAGAACCUCGACGGUGAUCAGUAUCGGACCAAUGUGCUCUAACGACUCGAUAGUCAGGAGUUGCAGCGUCGGUUAUCUGGACCUGGUAGAUGCUCAACUAGUGCCGUGCGACGUGGCAUUGCGAAUGCUGCGGAGAGACGCGCCGAACAAGAGACUGGUAUUGGUAUCGCGAAAAACAAAACGGCGAAAAAGGAACAAGCCUCAGUCACAACUCGACACAAGCCAGCCGAGCUCAAAGCCACCUAGAUUACGCAAUUGCGGCAAGUCCAAGAGUCUAGAUUCUAGUGAUAUCUUUCCGAGCAACGAGCAAAUAGCCUCCCCGCCGCAAUUGCCGGAACAUGUGGAGGAAACGACGGGGGCAGUGAAUAAUUCCGAGGUCGUCGAAGACAGUCCAGUUAAAUGCGACGAAUCGGAACCGCCGAAAAAUGCGACGUGCGAGAUCGUCGACAAACGUGAGGAGAGCAACGGACAUGUCAUUCACGAGACUCAUAUCGGAGAGAAGCCGAGCCGACCGCAAGCUGCCGCGUCACCCGUCAAAGGAUCGAGCCCGAGCGGAUCGUUCGUCUCGUCACUCGACGGUCUCGCCGCGAGACUUCGAGAUUUCGAUGACAGUCAUUCCUUGCCACCUCCUUCUCCUCGGCCAUCAUCGAGAUUGCCGAGGAGUUCGCCGAGUAGUCCAGCACCGUCUAAGAAAGGCAAGAGACCGGCGUCGGCUUCUCCGAUCCGUAGAAGGCUAUUGUCAAGUCCGUUGCUGAGCAGAAGGAUGCGAAAGAAUCGUGGCGAAAGCUCGGACGAGGAGGGUCUUCUCCAGGACGAUUCCUCGUCAACGACGAGUUAUCGGGAUUUAGAAACAUUCCAGAAGGCUCAAUUACGUCAGAAGCUCAAGCAAAGAGGAGUAGGAAUCUCCAAACCGGAAGCGAUAAGGCGCGAUGCACAACUGGUGAUGCACAAUAAGGCGCCCAUGUGGAACGAAUCCAGCCAAGUGUAUCAGCUCGAUUUCGGCGGCAGAGUGACUCAGGAAAGCGCCAAGAACUUUCAAAUCGAGUUCAGAGGUAGACAGGUAAUGCAGUUCGGAAGAAUAGAUGGCAACGCGUACACAUUGGAUUUCCAAUAUCCGUUCAGUGCUUUGCAAGCAUUCGCCGUCGCUCUGGCGAACGUCACGCAACGACUUAAGUAACUAUCGCUCUACGACACGUUUAAACUCUACGAUGGAAAAAAGCUGCGAAACACGUGUCUGAGAGCGUAUUAAAAAUCCGCGAGAGUUCGAUCUUUAAAAAUAAAAGAUCUCGCGCGAGGCCUUUAAAAUUGUCGAGAUCACGGGGUUCCGUUCACCAACUGUCCGAGAUAACGUAUCGACGUAUAUGCCGAGACGAUAAUGGUCAAGCGAGUAAUUUCUGUCUCGCACCGUCGAUUUUAUCAUGGUGAAAAGGAUCGUGUAGCCAGGACGAGAAGAUCGUCAGCCGAGACGUGGACGACUCGCAUGUUUCGAGGACGAUGCGCAGUGAAGAAUAUACGCUAAUUUUCGCGAGUGCAGUUGCGAGCGAUUUGAAUUUGAGUGGAACACAAAGAUUUUGUGUCGGCAGCUAUGUUUUGUUGAAUGCUUCUUCGUCGUACCGUCCAAAAUAUUUCGUUUCUCCCAACUUCGAGCGCUCAUUUGGUAUAGUUUAUGCGACACGUUGGAGUCUAGUGACGCUGUUGAUGGUUUACCUCGUUCAUUUUUGCCGAGUGUGUGAAUUCGAAUUUUAUAUAAAUAUAUAUAAAUAUAUAUUAUAUAUUGACAGAUUCUCGCACGCGCACAGGCGAGUGUUUCAUGUUGUUCAAUUAAAUGUUUCUUAACGCGUAUGGUAAAAUUAACGAUAAUAAUAGUAACGAUACUGAUAACGCUAAUAAUAAUAACGAUAAGAGUAACGAUUGUAACGUAACGUUUGACGUCCGGCCUGUCUUCGCCAUUAAUGAGAUAACGGGGCAGACUAAUCCUAAGGAGAGAGCGAGAUAUCGAAAGAUCAGAGCGAAAGUAUGCACCGAGUGUAUAUACGCGAAUGUUUAUGCAUCGCUAAAUAAGUCGUCUGUAUCUACCAUCGAAGUCGCACAGUCACAUCUGGUGCUCGCUUCGUCGGCAAAAAAUUCGCCGAGCACGCAAAUAUUCCGACGAUGGUGUAUAUAAGAGUCAAGAUUCCCCCUCGCAAUCUGCCCGAUCCGCGCGAUACGGAAUUGUUUCUCGAUGCUCCUCUUCGUCGCUCUUAGUCGCCCGGAUCUUAAAUCACGUAACGUCUCACAAGAUCAUAUUUUCUCACAUCCGCAGCAUCGAGCGUUACGGUAAUUCGGAGCGUCGCUGCUUCGUUAACUAACGGCGUUAAUCCGGAUUCAGAUGCCUUUUUUACACCGCGAGUCGCACGUUUCGAAUUUACAUCCGCAUCCAGCAUCCGUUCGUGACGGAUCCUAUCCAUUAGCGACAGCGUAUAUAGUUUUAGAAAUUUUCGGACAUUCGCACUGAUCGUCGAAAUGCUGAACGAUAGAUCGAUUGAUCGGUUCUCUAGUCGUCCCUACAUAUUACUUCACA
Molecule: messenger RNA, 5785 nt
Organism: Formica exsecta
Lineage: Eukaryota; Metazoa; Arthropoda; Insecta; Hymenoptera; Formicidae
Gene: Tusp
Product: tubby-related protein 4
Exons: 15
Coding region: 293-4402 (1369 amino acids)
Molecular function (GO): protein binding
Source: RefSeq, a predicted model, not a curated record